CGCCCCUGCUUCUCCAUGGGCGGAGGCUCAUAAAGGAAAACCUUACUUAUAAUUCCUUGCGUACCUCUUCGAAAGAUUAAUCCGAUUUUGCCCAUUGCCGACGCAUGCGUUUUCCAUAGGAGGGAUUGGCGGAAGCCGGAAUCUCCGCCGGCGACGGAGGCCGCCGUCUUCGCCAUUGUCGGUUGGCGUUGUUUCUCGCCUUUUGGAUCUGGGAGACAGAGCCGCCGCUACUCCCUUUCUCUUGUGGUAUUUGCGUGGACGGAGGCGCAGUCUUCCAUCACUGGCCCAUUCGGUCGUUUAGUAUCUGAGUUGACGCCCCGUGGACUGGCGUUUCGCGUUUUUCAGGCUGGCAUAUUCUUUAUAGAUUCUUGCUCCUGGAAGGAAAUCCUGCUUCUUUACUGCUAAUCUGGCCUUCCGGCACUGUAGCGGCAGUAGAAGCGCCAAUCUCCUCCUUGUCGACGCUUUGACCGGAAGUUCUGUCCCCCACAACCGGUAGAAAAAAGGCGAUCUUUAUGAGUUGGCUUCCGUCCUGCUUCGCGCGAAGUCGCAGAGAAGUACGAGUCUCUUGUUCGAGGUAGCUAGCUCCCAGGCGACUCGCCAUCCCUGUGUCGUAUCGGCUAGCACUUCUUCAUUUUAUCCCCAAAGAGAAGGAAGAAAAAGGAGGGAAGAAAAAUGAUGCGGAUCAGGUCGAAGGGCGCCGCUCCUGCGGCGACGGCAGGUGAUAGCGGCACCGACCAAGUGGAAUGGGAAGUGAGGCCCGGCGGCAUGCUGGUCCAGAAGAGGAGCACCGAGUCGGAGCAGACCGCGGCCGCCGCUCCGACCGUCAGAGUCCGGGUGAAGUACGGGUCGUCCGUCCACGAGAUCCGCAUUAGCCCUCAAGCAACAUUCGGGGAGUUGAAGAAGCUGCUGGCGUCGCAGACGGGGCUACACCCGCAGGACCAGAAGCUCUUUUUCAAAGACAAGGAGAGAGAUUCGAGAGAUUUUCUGGACAUGACUGGCGUGAAGGACAAGUCGAAGAUGGUUCUCCAGGAGGAUCCUCAGAGCCAGGAGAGAAGGUAUCUUGAGAUGAGGAGAAACGCGAAGAUGGAGAAGGCAGCCAAGUCCAUCACAGAGGUCAGCCUGGAGGUGGACAACCUUGCAGGCCAGGUCUCUGCUUUAGAAUCGGUGAUCUCGCGAGGCGGGAAAGUCGCCGAGAAGGACGUGCUGAGCUUGAGUGAGCUCUUGAUGACUCAGUUGAUCAAGCUGGAUGGGAUCAUAGCAGACGGUGACAUGAAGAUGCAGAGACGAAUGCAGGUGAAGAGAGUGCAAAAGUAUGUGGAAACCCUUGACUCGAUCAAGGUCAGCAACUCAUUGAUACCCAACAGCCAAGCACCGGCGCGGCAGCCUGUUGUCGUGACCACGAAGUGGGAGACCUUUGAUUCCUCCCCUGUACCUCCCGUCCCAUCGACCUCAAAGCUGAACUGGGAGCUUUUCGACUAAGAAAGCGUUGCGCGUUUGCCUAAAGGGCUCUUCCCCUCUAUUUAUUGUCUUUGGGCCUCACUUCCUUGUCCAGUGGUCUCUCUCUCUCCCUACAGUGUUUUUUACCAUCAUUUAUCGGCCCGAAUAAAUAAGUAGGAUGGUAUUUUUUGUCACUAUUGCCCUUGACGGUGCAAUCCUUGUAUUGUUUUACUUUAUUGGAGAUUGAAGUUAAGAGGUGUAAAUUUUCAUUGAAUUGGAGGUGAGCAAUAACUUUGAUGUCUUUAUGAUCUAA
This is a messenger RNA of Nymphaea colorata (pocket water lily), 1750 nucleotides long. RefSeq names its product BAG family molecular chaperone regulator 1-like. Bases 673 to 1479 code for a protein of 268 amino acids. NCBI's taxonomy places the organism in Eukaryota, Viridiplantae, Streptophyta, Magnoliopsida, Nymphaeales, Nymphaeaceae. The record is from RefSeq and is a predicted model, not a curated record. Gene Ontology annotation, molecular function: adenyl-nucleotide exchange factor activity; protein-folding chaperone binding. The transcript has 4 exons. Gene Ontology annotation, cellular component: cytoplasm. Gene Ontology annotation, biological process: protein stabilization.